This is a messenger RNA of Schizophyllum commune H4-8, 1156 nucleotides long. Its product is annotated as TIP41-domain-containing protein. Gene Ontology annotation, cellular component: cytosol. Gene Ontology annotation, biological process: TOR signaling. Lineage: Eukaryota; Fungi; Basidiomycota; Agaricomycetes; Agaricales; Schizophyllaceae. The coding region runs from base 44 to 1060 and encodes 338 amino acids. The transcript is spliced from 4 exons. The record is from RefSeq and is a predicted model, not a curated record.
UUCUUGUUCCCGACCGUGAUCACGACGAGGCAGCUUAGCGCCCAUGGCCACAGACACCAAAUUACCGCCUCACAAGCUGCUGGAGUCCGUCAAUGCGCGGACGAUACAUCUCACGGAGCCGGAUUGGUAUAUCACGGCGUCGACAAACCCCAUCUCGUCGAUCCCGCAAUGCGCGCAGCUGCAGUCCUCUCUGGACCUGCCUGCCAUCCCAGAGAUGACCUUUGGCGGCAACUUCCUACUGCUUGAGCACCGCCCGAGCGGCUGGAAAUAUAGUUUCACCUGCGAAGACGCGUUGCGCGGCGUCAAGAAGGACGAUGACGCGAACGGCAAAGGCAUGAUCAAGGUGAACUACGCCGAUGCAUGGAUGAAGAGUCGUACAGAUCCGAACUCGAGCUUGCCUAUGCCGAAGACAGCGCAGACGCGUCCGUUUGACUGGACGUUCACGACGACAUACAAAGGGCAUCGGUUGACUUCCGACGAUGAUUGGCCCGCCGCGCCUUCUUAUGCGGAUGAUGGGGCAGCAUCCGACGCAGAGAAUGAUGAGCCCGCGCCUCCGAAGCCUCGUCCUGCCUCUGCAGAGUUCAGGUGGCAGCCUGCGGACCCAACAAAUCCCUCGCAUGCGAUACCGCUGGCAGAACUCACGCGGCCCGAUCCUAUCGUCUUCUAUGCUGAGAUCCCUCUGUUUGAAGAUGAGCUGCAUGACAAUGGCGCCUCGAGCCUCCUCGUUCGCAUCCGCGUCAUGCCGGCGUGCAUAUUCAUCUUAGCAAGAUUCACGCUGCGCGUCGACAAUGUGCUGUUCAGAACAUACGACACUCGCAUCUAUAGCUCACAUGCGCCUGGGACGAAUGGCAAGACGGUAGUUGUGCGAGAGAGUGGAGGAUGGGAGGCAGAGUAUGCGAAGGUUAAGCAGCUCCUGCUGGACCCGAACGACCUGACACCCUUGACAAAUCCUACUUGGAUCGCUCAAGUCCUCGCAGAGAAGAUACCAGGCAGCCAGAGACGCGGUGCCGGAACAGGAUGGGACGGGCUGGGGAAGAGGUUGGAAGUGCUGGAGCUUUGAGAGCUCUAUAACAAAAUAACAUGUGCUGUAUUCCUGUAUUAUACCAAGCUACCGUGUACUUCCGCACGACGCAGUCGGCCUUUGCACCUAAGCCAG